UCACGCCCAUUGAGCUUUGCAGCAAAUGCUAUCCUUGAAGUCCCCGAAAAAGUCAUUAUUUGGACGUAUUUUUGUGUUUGUCAUGGUAUAAGGCUUCAGACAACGACAUGGCAAGGCGCUCUGGAGCUAGCAAAGGCCGCUCCGGCGGGCCUAAAGAAUCUCUGGCUCAGUUGGGGCUCUUUGACAUGCCUGAUCUGGAUGCCAUCGGCAAUGACAAUGAUGAUAGCGAGGACGAUGCGGACGAUGGAGAUCUGGAGGCCGAGUUGUCGGCACUGCUUUCUGGCCGUGCCCAAGCCAAGCCGAAGAAACCGAAGCCAAAGCCAGGUUUGUGCUUUAAUGAUCUUGGUUCUACCAGUGUGCCAUUGUCAAGCUUUCCAGCAGAUCUAGCAUCCAUUCAAAUGAUGGCUGCGGCUGCACUGAAAGAGGACAACUCAGCGGAUGAAAGUGACGAUGCCAAUCUGUCGGAUGACCCAGAUUACUCCUGCAGUAGCUAUAAGGCUGCCCCUGUUAUGAAAGCUGAGCUUGGCGCUCUUCACCCGCAAGAAGAAGAGCCUGCACCGGAACCGCCGCCAAGGGUUGCAUCUAAACCACCAGGGGCCGUUCAGGUGCUUCCAACAAGCCCUGCACCCACCAGUCCUGCUGUGAGCCCCAGUGGGGAGCUUCCUCUCGUCGAGACACUCCAAGAGCGGCUACGCAGCUACACCGCGGCCGAAUCGGCGGCAAAGUCCUUUGGCGACAGCUCCAAGGCCCGGCGUUAUGGUCGUGCAAUCAAGACCCUGGAAUCUUUGUUGAAGAAGGCAAAGGCGGGUGCACCAGUGAGCGAAGAGGAGAUCCCUCCUCCCGUUGCCAUUCCCAAGCCGCCAGCUCCGGCUUCGGAGGUCUCCCACGAGUUUCUCAAGGUGGCCAAACUGGACAGGGGCCACAAUGCAUCUGACACCCCUCUUUCAGAGCCAUCUGCUCCCUUGGGGGAUGACAAGCCGGCAGAGCCAUCGAGACCCGAUGCGGCGCCAACCGCUCCAGCGCGAAGGCCUGCCCCUCCGAUUCCGACGCGUCCAGAUCCCACUCCUGCCGCUGCUCCAGAAGCAGAGCCACCCGCCAGCACCGGCAGUCCGCAGGAGCAGCUGUUGACAACACGUAGGGACCAGUACAAGCGAGCUGCCAUCAAUGCCAAGAAGCGCGGCGACCAACAGGCUGCCAUUAGCUACAUCCGCACAGCCAAGCAAUUCGACGCCGUGCUCACGGCAAUGCUUCAAGGGCAGCCCGUGGACUUGUCGAAGAUGCCUCCACCACCACCCGAGUUUCAAGGUUCUGAACAUGCUUCAGCAGCACCAGCAGGGCCACCCAGUGUGCCAACUACCGAAUCCCAGAAACAGGCAUCGGGCGAUGACGGUGCUACAGUGCCAUCUUACAUCGACGAAAACGUUGAGGACGAUCCAACGCUGUUUGGCGGGCCACCUCCCCCAGCCACUGUAAUGGAGGCACUCCAGCAGAGGCUGGAUAAGUAUAAGAGCACGUUCAGCGAAGCCAAGGAACAGGGGAACGACCGGAAGGCUCGGCGGCUCGAGCGCAUCGUCAAGCAAUACGAGGACGCGAUCAAACUGCACAAGGCUGGAAAGCCUGUCGACUUUGAGGAACUACCCGCUCCUCCAGGUUUCGGACCUAUCCCUGUCCCCUCUGAGCCAGCGCCUGCUCCGAAGCCGGAGCCACCCAAGCCGGCGCCGAAGCCAGCCCCCAAGCCUGCUGCCAAGCCGGCUGCUCCGCAGCCGGGUGCAGCCGCUGCCAGGGCAGCACAGCCUGGGUCUGCUUCCCCCAAAAAACCACUGCGUCGCGGUCUUUCGACCACCAUCGACAAGCAAAUGCAGUUCCUUCAAGAGCGGCAGAGGCUGUUCCGAGAGGCCGCAUUGGAGGCCAAGCGUCGGGGCGAGGUCGAACAGGCCAAGCAGUACCUCCGUACGAUGAAGGGAAUCGAGCCCAUGAUACAGGCUACUGAGUGCGGCCUACCGAUUGAUGCAUCAAGUAUCCCAAUACCACCUCAGCUUCAGGAAGACUUUGUGGUUGUUGAGGCGUCUGACUGUGAACCCAAGGAUGAGAACAUUGAGCAGAUGUACCAGACACUUGAGCAAGAGCUCGUGGCACAGCAUGAGAUGUGCGUUCAGAACAAAGACCAUUUCUUCAAGUUGGGAGACGUAGCCUCUGGAACCAAGUUUGAGAAGCUGGCUCAGGACACCAAUAGAGAUCUGCUGGUGGUGAAAAACCUCAGGCAGCGCAAUGAUCCACUUCCACGUUUCCACUACGAAACCAGGGUGUUCUCGAUAGUUCGCUGCAAUCACGACCUGCCGAUACAGGAUAUUGAAGUCUCUAUAGUCAGAGGAGUGAAUCUGCCAGGCCGAAAGAUCACGGUCAAGAGUGCGAUGGCUUGCGGAUGUGCCCGGAAGGCCGACGACUUGGACUCCUAUGUGAUGGUCACAUUUCCUUUUCCUAACGAUGCGCCACAGACGGCUCGAACCAGAACUGUCAAGGACACAAACAAUCCAGAGUAUAACGAGAACUUUAAAUUCGAAGUCAACAGGAAAUCGCGUAGCCUUGCCAGGGUAAUGAAGCGACACCCCAUCAAAUGUGAAGUCUGGGCAAAAAGAGGCUUCUUGCGAAGUGACGCGUGUAUAGGCACAGCGUCCAUCAAGUUUGAAGAAUUGGAAAACAAGUGUGAAAUUCACGAUAGUUAUGAUGUCUUCGACAGCAAGCGUCCCAGUGGCGGCAAACUCGAAGUAAAAGUUCGAGUGCGCGAGCCUUUCGUCUCGAAACAGGUGGAGGAGAUCAGGCAUCGAUGGCUCAUUAUCGGCAGCUAGCUUUCGCAAGCUCGCAAUCUGCCUGCCAGACGGACAGCGGCAGCAAGUUAUGCACCCGAUAGUCACAGACGCUAGCUGAAAGUUUUGCGUAGAUAGGUGGCCCCAUGCCUUGCAUUACGUUCUUGUACAUAAAUGCGCUUGCCCAUUCUGCUGUUCAUUUCAGCUUGCGGUAAGUGCUGCUCAAUCACGAAUGACGCAGCUGUCGAAAAGUGAGACUUCCCCACGUGGAGAGUCAGAUGGUUCUCAGCUGCACCUUGUAGGCACUCGUAAUUGGAGGGAAAUUGCCAUUGUAAAGGAACAUUAAUCUUGUUUCAUUUUAUAGUGUGGUCAGCAGUUACGGUAUGAGAGCUUUAUGAGAUGCCUUGUGCGGCCUUUCUUUUUUUAAUGUUGCACGCACUGCUGGUACACAAUGCCUACGCUGCGAUUUUUACAAUGACUACGAUGUUAUGUAAUUUAAAAAUAAAUAAAUUUGUGGCACUCGGAA
Messenger RNA from Rhipicephalus microplus (southern cattle tick), 3330 nucleotides. It is a transcript of the gene l(2)gd1, whose product is annotated as lethal (2) giant discs 1. The record is from RefSeq and is a predicted model, not a curated record. Gene Ontology annotation, molecular function: DNA-binding transcription repressor activity, RNA polymerase II-specific. Lineage: Eukaryota; Metazoa; Arthropoda; Arachnida; Ixodida; Ixodidae.